Messenger RNA from Malurus melanocephalus (red-backed fairy wren), 2288 nucleotides. RefSeq names its product espin like (gene ESPNL). Gene Ontology annotation, biological process: actin filament bundle assembly. The record is from RefSeq and is a predicted model, not a curated record. The coding region runs from base 1 to 2082 and encodes 693 amino acids. Gene Ontology annotation, cellular component: cytoplasm. NCBI's taxonomy places the organism in Eukaryota, Metazoa, Chordata, Aves, Passeriformes, Maluridae. The transcript has 3 exons. Gene Ontology annotation, molecular function: actin filament binding.
AUGUCAGCAGUGUGGAAGAAGAGAAUACAAAGUAAUAAACUCAACGCUGACCACAGGAGGAUGCUUGGAGCAGGGCAGGUGUUUCAGGCUUCAGCCUGCAUCCAGCAGCAGGCUGCCCCYGGUGCCGCUGCCACCUGCCCGGUGUGCCGAGAGCCCAUCGGGGCCAUCCGCCUGCUGCAGGGGCAGGACAACCGUGCCGGGCCGGCCCCACGUCGCCGCCGUCGCCUCCAUCCCUUCGUGCUGCGGUGGCGGCAGCGGCAGCAGCAGCAGGAGCGGGAGCAGGAGGCUCCUGGAGGUCGCCGGCGCCGCACAAUCCCUGAUGGGGACAGGGCGCCGAGCCCCGUGCCCCGCCAGCGUGCCCGCAGACAGGAGGCGGAGAGGAGCCCGCGCCUCUGCCCCCAGCAGCCGCCCGGCCCGGCAGGGGAUGGAGCCCGGCAGGUCGGUGCCGGCGGAGCUGAAGCUCCGCAAGCCCUCGCAGCGGGCCAGGAUCCCGGCGCCCUUCCUCGCCCAUCCGGUAGGUCGCUGGCUCGGCCCGCGGCCCCCGGCUCGUCCCCUCGGCCGCCGCGCCCCUUCGAGCCCCCCGUGACUCUGUCCGCACAGGACGGGGAGCUUGGGCCGGUGGGKCCCCCCGGGCCCGACCCGGCGGAGGUGGACGCGGAGUCCCUGGURCCCACGCACGACGAGCGGGGCCGGCUCAUCCCCGAGUGGAAGCGGCAAGUGAUGGUGCGGCGGCUGCGGGCYCGACUGGCGGACGACGAGCCGGCGGGAGGGCAGGUACGAGGGGCACGGGGAGCAGAGGGGGCGCGGCCGUCGGGAGUCGCUGACCGCCUCUCUCCGCAGGACGCGACCUCCUGGAGCUUCUCGGCCUCCCACCAGGCCGUGCUGGGCCCCUUCGGGGAGYUGCUGACCGAGGCGGACCUCUAUCAGUUGGAGCGGGCGGUGGAGAGCCUGCGGCUGCGGCGGCGCGGCGAGGUGUACCAGAGCGAGCUGCGGCGCCUGGUGCGGGAGUUACGCGCUCUCCUGCCCGCCCCGCUGCUCAACAUCUCCCUCCGCAGCCCCUCGCCGCCCCCCGGGCUGCCCCUGCCCCAGUGGUGCGGCCGCCUGGCCGUGGCCGUCAACAGCCUGGCCGCGCUGGUGGCUCACGCCGAGGAGCUGCGGGAGCCGCUCGCUGCCGUCACCGCGCCCGCCGCCCCCUCCGCUCUCCCCGCCGCCSCCGGGCAACCCCGGGAGCCUGGGGGCAGCCUGGCGCAGCGGGAGAUCCGCCAGUGCGGAGUGUGCGUCCGCAGCCUGCGCGGCGCCUUCGAGCCCGCCUGGGGGGCGGAGGGGAGCGCUCCCACCGCCGGCGGCGAGGCGGAGGCCGCCAGCGACUCGGGCAUCAGCUGCGAGGAGGCGUUUUCCGACGGCUUCCCGAUGCAGGGACAGGGGCAGGGGCCAGAGUGGGGCAGCUUGAGGAAGGAACGGAUCGUGAUGCUCUUCCUGAGCCACUGGAGACGCUCCGCGUACGCGCCCGUGCUGCCCGCGGCCGGGAACCCUCGGGAAGCAGCGGGCAGCGGGGCGCGGGGGGCGGCGCGCCUGGCGCGGCAGAGAGCGGCCAUCCAGAGGCUGCUCAACAGCUGGAGGGACGCCGCCUCCCGCCGCCCCCCGCCGCCGCCCCCCGCCCGCACCCUGCUCUCCCCGGAGCAGUUCGUGUCGGCGGCGGGGGGCGGCCCGGUCGAUUACGACAGCCUGUCGCUGGAGCUGUUCAUGCUGGGCUAUUUCCGCAUCUUGGAGCAGGAGCUGCCCCCCGAGGAGCGCCGAGGCCGCCACCUGCUCUGUUUCGAGGUGUUUGAGCAGCUGGGCCGGCACGGCUGGCGGGCUGUGCGCGCCUUCCACCGCGCCGUCAUCGACGAGAUCGCGGCCGGGCGGCGCGGCUGGCGCGACGGCUUCGACGACAUCAAGGCUCGGUUCUUCGGGUCYCCGCGGAGCCCGGCCCAGCGGCGGGGGCAGGCCCGGGACGAGGGAGAGGAGAUCUGCCGCUACAUCGACCGCAGCUUCGCCUUUUGGAAGGAGAAGGAGGCCGAGAUCUUCAGCCUGGAGGAGUGAUGCCGAAGGGGCUGUGGAGGCCGCGGGCUGCAAUAAAAACUUUCUCGGUUCUGUCCCAGCUGAGCGAGGCUUUCCGGGGCGGUGAAGAAAGCUGCUGAGCUGGGCGGGCCGCCGCAGCACCCCAGCCUCCCCCUGUCCCAGGGCGGGUGUUUCAGGCCGCCGAGUGAGAUAACAGCCUAUAUUUACAGCGGCUCCGGCGGUCCAAG